UUAAAAUUUAAAUUAAAAAUAAAUAAAUAAAGAAAAACAUUUACAAUUGAAUGCAGGUGGCGAUGGAAACAAUGCUAACAAAACUCUCAGACAACCUUAAUUCCUCCCACCUCACUUCACAUUACCCAUACUUCUCCUUCUGUCUUUUUCACCUAACCUGGUUAAUAUAUAUAUAUGUAUAUAUAUAUACCAUCCUCACUUCAUCUUCUCUACUAAACUUCGAUAUAAAUUUAUAAUAUACCUCGAAAAAAAAAAAAAAAAAAAAAAAAAAAAAAAAAGAACAAGAACAUGUCAACUGGAACCUUCUGUGCUUCUUUUGCUGCACCAAGCUACACAGGAUUGAAACCCAACAGGGCUAAUGUUCUAUCUGACAAUGAAUCGGUUUCUUGGAGCAAGAAAACAGUUUCCAACGGUUCGAAAACUUACUGCAUGCAGACAUGGAACCCAAUAAACAACAAGAAAUUCGAAACACUUUCGUACCUUCCGCCUCUUUCAGAAGAAUCCGUCGCAAAGGAGAUCGAUUACAUGAUCAAAAAGGGAUGGAUCCCUUGUCUCGAAUUCGACAAGUUGGGAUACGUAUACAGGGAAAAUAGCAGGAUGCCAAAUUACUACGAUGGGAGAUACUGGACUCUGUGGAAGCUGCCCAUGUUUGGCUGCAACGAUUCAUCACAAGUUUUGAAAGAAAUCGAAGAGUGCAAAAAGGCAUAUCCAAAUGCUUAUAUUCGCUGUUUGGCAUUCGACAACAUAAAGCAGGCGCAGUGCAUGGCCUUUGUCAUCCAGAAGCCAAACACUGCCUCUUAAUCAAAGCUGUCUCUAUCUCUCUCUAUGUUUUUCGUUAGUUCAACAACGUCUUUUGUGCAAAUGCAAUAUAAAAUUGAGGUUUCAAGUAUACUCGAUCGCUCAAAAUUACACCUUGGAAGUAGCACAAACUACCCAGUCGAAGCAAUAUAGUAAUCACUAAUUAAAUCACACAGUUUCAGUUUACGUAUGCAAAGUCAACCUCUAAUGCACGAGAAAGAUCCUUCGUUAGCAAUUAAAAGGAUAAUUUAUUUCUUACAUCUACUUUCUUAAUUACCAAACUAACCAUGACAAUGGGCCAAAACUCAAAAUGGAUAAUUGAAUAAAUAUAGCAAGUGCAGAACCAUCGUGUAAGUGAUAAAGCUAUAAUUUUUCAUAGACAAACAUCUACGAACAAGGGAAAUGUAUGGAUAUAUAUCACAACAGUUAUGAUUUCAUUAAAAAAAUUCACAUUUCGGACCUUUACGAAGGGAUGAGGAUGUAGCAGAAACACCUACGCAUAAAAACCAAGCGGCUUCUGCAUUAAGAAAAAUAAAACCAACAGUAACAGGGUAGAUAAUAGUCCAGUAAUAGAGAAUUGUCAUUGUUGAUUAUAGUCAACGCUAGCCAGAAGAAUACGAGUAAUCAUUCCA
Erythranthe guttata (spotted monkey flower) is the source of this 1430-nucleotide messenger RNA. Its product is annotated as ribulose bisphosphate carboxylase small subunit, chloroplastic. Lineage: Eukaryota; Viridiplantae; Streptophyta; Magnoliopsida; Lamiales; Phrymaceae. The record is from RefSeq and is a predicted model, not a curated record.